Merops nubicus (carmine bee-eater) is the source of this 1966-nucleotide messenger RNA. RefSeq names its product catenin (cadherin-associated protein), alpha 1, 102kDa (gene CTNNA1). Gene Ontology annotation, cellular component: catenin complex; adherens junction. The record is from RefSeq and is a predicted model, not a curated record. Gene Ontology annotation, molecular function: cadherin binding; beta-catenin binding; actin filament binding. Gene Ontology annotation, biological process: cell-cell adhesion; cell migration. The transcript has 11 exons. Bases 46 to 1656 code for a protein of 536 amino acids. NCBI's taxonomy places the organism in Eukaryota, Metazoa, Chordata, Aves, Coraciiformes, Meropidae.
GGACGCAAGGAAAGAAGCGAUGCGCUGAACUCUGCGAUUGAUAAAAUGACCAAAAAGACCCGAGAUUUGCGCAGACAGCUCCGCAAAGCUGUUAUGGACCACGUAUCAGACUCUUUUCUGGAAACAAAUGUUCCACUUUUAGUAUUGAUUGAAGCUGCCAAGAAUGGGAAUGAAAAAGAAGUUAAAGAAUAUGCCCAGGUUUUCCGUGAACAUGCCAACAAAUUGAUUGAGGUUGCCAACCUGGCCUGUUCCAUCUCGAACAACGAAGAAGGUGUGAAAUUGGUUCGCAUGUCAGCCAGCCAGCUUGAAGCCCUGUGUCCCCAGGUUAUUAAUGCUGCCCUGGCUCUUGCUGCUAAACCCCAAAGCAAACUGGCCCAAGAAAACAUGGACCUCUUCAAGGAGCAGUGGGAGAAGCAAGUCCGCGUGCUGACAGAUGCUGUUGAUGACAUCACUUCCAUCGAUGAUUUCCUGGCUGUAUCGGAGAAUCAUAUUUUAGAAGAUGUCAACAAGUGUGUCAUAGCUCUCCAAGAGAAAGACGUUGACGGCUUAGACCGCACCGCUGGCGCAAUUCGAGGACGUGCUGCUCGAGUCAUUCAUGUGGUCACUUCUGAAAUGGAUAACUACGAACCUGGAGUCUACACGGAGAAGGUGCUGGAAGCCACCAAGUUACUGUCCAACACAGUUAUGCCCCGCUUUACGGAGCAAGUAGAAGCUGCAGUGGAAGCCCUGAGCUCAGACCCUGCCCAGCCAAUGGAUGAAAACGAGUUCAUUGAUGCUUCGCGACUGGUGUACGAUGGCAUCCGAGACAUCAGGAAGGCUGUGCUGAUGAUCCGGACUCCUGAAGAGCUGGAUGAUUCUGACUUUGAGACUGAGGAUUUUGAUGUCCGAAGCAGAACAAGUAUUCAGACUGAAGAUGAUCAGCUCAUUGCUGGGCAAAGUGCAAGGGCUAUCAUGGCUCAGCUCCCUCAAGAGCAAAAAGCAAAGAUUGCUGAGCAAGUUGCAAGCUUCCAGGAAGAAAAGAGUAAAUUGGAUGCUGAAGUAUCAAAAUGGGAUGACAGCGGUAAUGAUAUAAUUGUUCUGGCAAAACAAAUGUGCAUGAUUAUGAUGGAAAUGACAGACUUCACCAGAGGUAAAGGUCCACUGAAAAAUACGUCAGAUGUGAUCAGUGCAGCCAAGAAGAUUGCAGAGGCUGGGUCAAGGAUGGACAAGCUGGGCCGGACUAUUGCUGACCACUGCCCCGACUCCGCCUGCAAGCAGGACCUCCUGGCCUACCUGCAGCGCAUCGCCCUGUACUGCCACCAGCUGAACAUCUGCAGCAAAGUGAAGGCUGAAGUCCAGAACCUCGGCGGGGAGCUGGUUGUGUCUGGGGUGGACAGUGCCAUGUCUCUCAUCCAAGCAGCCAAGAACCUGAUGAACGCGGUGGUGCAAACCGUGAAGGCUUCCUACGUGGCAUCCACCAAGUACCAGAAGUCCCAGGGCAUGGCUUCCCUCAAUCUCCCCGCCGUCUCUUGGAAGAUGAAGGCGCCGGAGAAGAAACCCCUGGUCAAGAGGGAGAAACAAGACGAAACCCAAACGAAAAUCAAGAGAGCGUCCCAGAAGAAACAUGUCAACCCAGUGCAGGCUCUCAGUGAGUUCAAGGCCAUGGAGAGCAUUUAAAGAGAGGUCUCUGUCUCGGUUAUUUUUUUCUCUAGCCCACUACUGCUCCUUCCAGAACUCUACUUUUAAUAUUCUAAGGAUUUUUUCAGAAGUUUACUAUUCCUCAAAAUGUAUUUACUUAAUAUAAUUUUGAUAAUUUUGUUUAGAUUACGUGGGGAAAUGCUCAGAUUUCUAAGUCCUAUCGAUAGAGCUCCAGCCUGCGGAAGCGUGUUAACUUUAGAUGGCUUUUAGAUUUCAGGGGUGUUAUUUCCAGCUGAAAAUCAUUUUGUAUAAUCUUGCUUUAAAUAAAGUAUUCUUUAACCAAAGAGGA